This is a messenger RNA of Knipowitschia caucasica, 1008 nucleotides long. The record is from the annotation of a GenBank genome assembly. NCBI's taxonomy places the organism in Eukaryota, Metazoa, Chordata, Actinopteri, Gobiiformes, Gobiidae.
AUGUUGAUUAAGAAGAAUCUGAAGUCCCAGCCUCAGGCAGAAUCUUGCACCACAGUUGUCAGAAUACCCGAAAUGGAGUAUCAAACUCUGGCAGUAGACACAAAGAGACUUCGCCUGAUAAGCCGUCUAACAGCUACAUUAGAAUGGACUGACCCGGAGAUGGCAUGGGAUACCAAUGUUUACCCAUAUGACAGGGCGUCUCUGCCAGUGGACAGUGUGUGGACUCCUGCGGUUUAUGUCACCAACGCAAUAACAGUUGAAUCGCAGCCCAGCGGAAAAGACCUGGUGGUUUUAAGUGACGGCACGUUAAAACAUGACGUCAUCGUGAACGCUGAGGUCAACUGUGAAAUCAACCUGUUCAAUUACCCGUUUGCAGCUGAUUCUUGCCCCGUGGCUCUUCAUACCUGGUUCAGUUCAGGAUGUGGUGGAGAAAUGUCACUUUGGAAUGUCACUAUGAAAGAUGGGGCGCAUGGAGAUUGGGAAACACAGAGUAUUUUCUACUACCAGCUAGAACAAAACAGAAAUUAUAUACUAGUGGAUCUGAAGCUACGACAUAUUAACCCCUUCGUCACCCUGAUGCUGCCCAGCAUCCUCAUCAUCAUGGCUGAUGUGGUGAGCUUUGCACUGCCACUGGGGUGCGGGGAACGCAACUCCUUCAAAGUGACGUUGGUGCUCAGCUUCACCAUGUUCCUGAUCAUUCUCAAUGGAGAGCUCCCUGGGGACGGCCAGUGCAGUCCCAUAAUCAGGAUCCACUUCUGUGUUUGUCUUGUCAUCUUGGUGCUGAGUAUGCUCGUGUCCAUGAUCCUCACACGAGUGGCCAAGGAAGGAGGUUUGAUUUUUUGCUGCUGUUCAAAAUGGAUAACACCUAAAAAGGAUGAAGUAAUGGAUGAAGAGACCACACCAGACGUGAGUUUUAUCCAGACUGAACCUGAAGGAGAACACACUCGCAUACUCAGAGAAGUGGCCAGCUCCUUCAUCCUUCUCCUGGCUACCACCACCAGGGUCUAG